Molecule: messenger RNA, 4953 nt
Organism: Ictalurus furcatus (blue catfish)
Lineage: Eukaryota; Metazoa; Chordata; Actinopteri; Siluriformes; Ictaluridae
Gene: agtr1b
Product: angiotensin II receptor, type 1b
Exons: 2
Coding region: 1163-2188 (341 amino acids)
Biological process (GO): G protein-coupled receptor signaling pathway; regulation of vasoconstriction; immune response
Cellular component (GO): membrane
Molecular function (GO): angiotensin type II receptor activity
Source: RefSeq, a predicted model, not a curated record
UGGUGUCAUGGACUCUAUCAAAUAUCAACAGAUAUUGAAUGAAACCUGACUGCCUCUGCCAGAAAGCUUCAAAUGGGCCGUGGUUGGAUCUUCCAGCAGGACAAUGAUCCAAAACAUACAUCAAAAUCAACACAAACAUUAUUUACUGACCACAAAAUCAAGGUCCUGCCAUGGACAUCCCCGUCCCCUGACCUGAACCCCAUAGCACAAAGUAUUGACUAAAAGGGUGCCGAUAAAUGUUGCACACCUAUAUUUAACAGUUUUUUUUUUUUGAUAAACCUGUGUCGUGUUUGCAAUUGUUUGAUAUCCAUGAGAGCAGAGUAUUUUUGUUGUUGUUUUUUGUUUGUUUGUUUGUUUGUUUGUUUUUUUUAAAAAAAGAUCAAGAUGUUAAACAAUAAAGACAAUUUUUCACAGCCUUCUCUGCUCAUAUUUACCAAGGGUGCCAAUAUUAGUGGAGGGCACUGUGUCUAUUUAGCAAAGUUUGCAUAGUGAUUUCAAGAAAACAAAAUGAGAUGAAUUUUAGGAGGUUAGGAGGAACACUAUUUAUUUUUAAUUCGAUUCAUUUUCCAUCCGUGGAGUAACGGAUUUAUUGCUGUGUAUUUAAGCAUUUCUCUCUCGAACUACAACCACUUGACUGAAUUUCUUAUUAUGAGCUCCACCACAGUCUCUGAUCUUGACAAUGAUGAAUUCACUAAUAAGACUUGUGAGAAAAGCCAGCUCCUUUAGAAAUGCAGUGGUGUGGAGAGAGGACAGGAAACAAGUGACCAGAGAUGACCAGAGAGAGAGAGCAUGAGAGAGAGAGAGAGAGAGAGAGAGAGAGUUGCAAGGGUGGUGGUUGUGGUGGUGGUGUGGUUUAGAAUCUGAUGCCUCGGGGGAACAGAUUGAAGCGUGUUGUUUGGGGUGGAUUAAGUUCAGUGUGUGUGUGUGUGUGUGUGUGUACAGGUGGUUUUGUUGCUCAUCUGGACUUCGUGUUCCAGUUUAGAUUAAGGACCCUUAUUUAUCUGAAGCUCCUUCACGUGGACGCGCUCGAACUCCAGCUCCUGGUCUCAUCAGGACAUGGUGAGGCCUCAGAAGCGUCAUAGAAAAGUGGUCAGCCGGACGCACCCCAUGGACACAGCACCCAGUUUUCAACCUUUGAAACCGUAAAACCAUAAACACAGAAAUGGAGAACCUUACGGCGGAACUGAACGAGGCUUUGCCACUAAAGUGCAACAUGACCGGCAGCCACAAUUUCAUCUUCACCUUUGUACCAGUCGUCUACGCUUGCAACUUCGUUAUUGGGAUUCUGGGUAACAGCAUGGUGGUGGCUGUGAUCUACCGCUACAUGAAGCUGAAGACUGUGGCCAAUGUGUUCCUGCUCAAUUUGGCUGUUUCGGAUCUCACCUUCCUCGUCACGCUUCCCAUGUGGGCAACGUUCACUGCCUUGGGCUACCACUGGCCCUUUGGAAGUUUCCUAUGCAAGGCCAGCGCAGGUCUGGCUAUCUUCAACCUCUACACUAGUAUGUUCUUCCUGACGGCACUCACUGUGGAUCGAUACUUGGCCAUCGUUCACCCAAUGGGCUCACGUCGGCGGCGUACGCUACUCUACGCCCGAAUUACCUGCGUGCUAAUGUGGGUAUUCGCCUUUGUUCUGAGCAUGCCUACUGCUCUAAGCAGGGACAUCUACAGGGUCAAGGAUCAUCCCUCCACACUCUGUGGAAUCUUGCAGAGCAAACAGAUCCAUCUCCUGGUGUCUCUCAGCAUUCUUAAGAGUGUACUAGGGUUCCUUGUGCCCUUCCUCAUCAUCAUCACCUGUGACUGCCUGAUGGGUUGCGCCCUGCUGAAAGCCAAAGGUUUGCUGAGGAAGAGUGCACAUUCUCAGGAAGACGAGACUCUGUGUAUGCUAGCUGCUGCUGUCCUGGCCUUCUUUGUAUGCUGGGCUCCUCACCAGCUCUUCCACUUCAUGGAGCUCCUGGUAAUGCUGGGGGUGGUGACAGACUGCCAAGUUCUGGAUGUCAUCGACACGGCCAUGCCCUUCAGCAUAUGCCUGGCUUACUUUAACAGUUGCGUCAACCCCAUUCUAUACAGCUUCGUGGGCCGCAACUUUCGCAAGAACCUCCUGAGGCUGCUACACUGCGAGUCAAAUCAUGUUAUGAGAAACUCCAGUAUCAGCACCAAGAUGACUGCUCUGUCCAACAGAGCUUCUUAAGUGCUACGUCUGUCCAAUAAGAAAGACUCUGAGUAUAACACUAACUCAAUGGAAGAGCCAAAGACCUAACACAAUCAGAUCACUGGGAAGGUCAUCUUUUUUGUUUCAUCUCAUUUGCAAUGGGAAGGUCUAUGAUUUCAAAGUUCAUCAGACUAUUAAGACAUAUUUUAGCGUAAAAGUUACAAGAAAAUUGUAACUGAAUCAUUUCAAAUGAAGUGUUGGUUUUUUCCAUCCCUCUUCAAUCCAGAAAUGAGACACAAUCAGGCACAUGCCUUGGGGAAUGGAUGGAAGUCUUUAUUGAACGUUAAUAGUAUUACACUGAGGGGCAGAUGUACUGAGUUGCUUGUGCCUGGUUUUAGGUAUCCAUACUCUGCAACAAAACUUUGCUAGUUAUAUAUGAAACUGGAGUACGAGACUAAACACGCACUUUUAAGCGCCGUACACACUGGCAACAUACAAAGUAUUUUUUCCUCAUAUUUCAGAUGCAUUCAUGCAAAAAAAUUGUUGAGAAAUGGGAAAUUGUUCAAUUCAAUUCAAUUCUAUUUUAUUUGUAUAACGGUUUUUACAGUAGACAUUGUCUCAAAGCAGCUUUACAGAAACAUAUAAACACGGUAUACAGAUUUUAAAGGUGUGAAUUUAUCCCAAUUGAGCGAGCCGGUGGCGACAGUGGUGAGGAAAAACUCCCUAAGAUGUUAAGAGGAAGAAAUCUUGAGAGGAACCAGACUCAGAAGGGAACCCGUCCUCAUCUGGGUAACAACAGAUAGUGUGAAAAAGUUCAUUAUGGUUUUAUAUGAAGUCUGUUUGGCCUUAGAAGCAGCCGUAGUCCCCGCAAUCUGGAAUUGGAGUAGAUGAGAGCUCCAUCCAGAUGUUCUGAUGUACAAUGCUUUAGGCGGUUAGUAGAGACCAGUCUUUUUGUGUUAUUUUAUUUAUUAAUUUUUUUCACCAAAACCAGGUCUAAAUUUCACAUGUUGCUCUGAACUUUGUUGCUCUGAACUUUGUAGGCAGUGUUGCCAGGUGUGUUGUUUUCCUGCAUUACUGAACUGCCAGCAUAUGUUGCUGAUUAUGUUAUGUUGGAACUCUGUGAAAAAAAAAUAAGAAAACCAUUUAAGGGUAACAACAUGUUUCAAUAGUCACAGCACAUAAGUCACACACAUCAGUUUUCCUCACAUUUACAUUAUAUUUACAGCAUUUGACAAGACACCCUUAUCCAGAGUGAUUUACAUUAUCUCAUGUAUACAGCUGAGCAGUUGAGGGUUAGGGGCCUUGCUCACUACCAGCAGCGGUAGUUUGGUAGUGCAGGGAUUUGAACUCAUGACCUUCCAAUCAGAUGUCCAGCAGCUUAACCACAAAGCUAACACUGCCCCACAUCUAAGAAAUUCAAGACAUUACACAAGGCUUUUGUGACAUCACCACCUUUCUAAAUGCUACAUGUAUCCGCAAGAAAAAUGGAGUGCAAUUUAAUUUCACACUCAUAUGAAGUUUAUUCUGUUUGCAGCAUGAUAAUUAAGCUACAGCCUUAAUUAAUUGAACCUUCGUUUCAAACGUCCCUUCGGCUGACUUGAGCUCCUAACCCACUCCCACUCCAAAGUCACAUCUAUCUCACUCAUACUCAUAACAUCUUACACAUUCGUUGACCUGUGUUCGUAGCAACACUGUCUUCAUAAAAACUGAGAUAGUUAAUGCCAGAUAAAGACAAACGAUAAAAGUCUUAAGAACCUAAAAUGGCCUACAUGAACCUUCCUGCACUCUGUAACACGUCCAUCGUAGAACCGUACUGAAUUCCAGUAGAUCCUCUUUUAUGUCCAAGAUCCCAGGUUAUGCACAUACUGCCAAAUGCCCAUCUAUCGGUGUUAUUACUAAUCAUAUUUGGCUAGCCUGUUGGGAAAAUCAAUGUUUGCAACAUCCAAACAUCACGUUCUAGAUAUGUAAGCAAGCAGUCGCCUAGUGCAAGGGCUCUCAAACGUUUUACAGCCAGGGACCGCUUUUACAAACAAAACUACUCAAAAUAUUUAGGCACAUUAUUUAAAGGGGUACAAUAAUAUUUAGAAGCCAGAGAGUUUUUAUUUCCACUCAUAUGACCCAAUUUUAUCAAAAUGAUUAUUAAAUUCCUCUGGACAGGAUUCAUAGGCAUAAUAACGUUCAUAAAUGUGGAUUGUGGUUGAGAAAAUGGGCCUAGAGUGUUUCCCGAGUUCUCAUAAAAGGAUCUCAAAUUUCUCUUUGUUAUGUUAGCUUUCUUGCUUGGAACUCUUCAAAAAUUUAUUCCAGCAUUAUAAGCACCGAAAUGGAUAGCCUGUAUUUCCUUUGUUUCUUUGAAGCUUUAUGGAGUUCAUCCACCUUAUUUCAGUAGCUAGAUAACCUUCCAUCGUCGUUCAACUAGGACAAAUUUAGCUAUAAAACAAACAAACAAACAAACAAAAAAAAUAACCUACUGACUUGUUCAGCAUCGUAUCUUCAUUGAACAGCCCUAUUCGGCAUGUCAUCGAAUACCAUGAACCUCAACCUCAUAAGCGACAGCAAAAUCGGGCCAGAAAUUGUUAGCUAUGAGGGCGAGUCAAAUGAAAACCUUAAAAGUGAGGGGUAUGUAGAAGUUGUAGUUGUUAAAGUUGUAGUUGUUCUCAGUAGCCCCUUUUAACUGCUACCUUAAACCGGAUACACGUUUGUGACACAAUAAACAAUCAUUUGAAAAAAUGAGGUUUCUAUUUGACUCACCUGUGUAUGAACAAGUGGAAUAUUCACGUGACAAAUCAUUUUCUUUUGGCUUGCCA